Molecule: messenger RNA, 1641 nt
Organism: Penicillium egyptiacum
Lineage: Eukaryota; Fungi; Ascomycota; Eurotiomycetes; Eurotiales; Aspergillaceae
Source: the annotation of a GenBank genome assembly
AUGGAUGAUACUGUUUCGGGCCUGGCAGCCCAGAAGAUUCGGGAGUUGUUUGCAAUUUGUGGAGUUGAAAGCAGUGAGGAGCUUCUCAGGUCACUUACCGCCCAUGCUGUCGAACAUCUUCGCGAAGCCCAACUCAGGACCGAGAGAGGCAGCGGGUCCGAGCCUAACUCUCAGCUGAAGGAAAAGACGAUCGAAACACCUCUCACUCCUCCACAUGACAAACGUGGAUCUGAGCGCCUUCUGAAACAGGCUGUAACAGAAGGCCGAACGACUUACAAUGAUAUGGCUGGCAUAGGGGAGCGAAAAAGGAAGAAGAGAAACAACGGUCAUGGCUUGAAGUUGAUGGACCAACAUCCUGGAGCAUCUGCAAGUUGUGAAAGUGGGAUAUCUAGCGGCAAGGCUCCCCCAAAUAAUCUGUCGCCUCAAACGUGCCAAACGGUCGAUGACGCUAAUCCUCAGAGUUUACCGACACCCCGCGAUAGCUCCUUGCCAUCAUAUAUGAAUUCAGCCUACGAAAUGAAGGUCAUAACAACGAUAAUCAUGGAAUGCGUCAAAUCGAACUCCGCUAUAGCGAAGUACGGGCAACACACCAGCACAGCUAUGGUAACAACUAAGCUGGAGAAGACACAGGAUUAUGUCAACGAGUUGUCCAAAUACAGUUAUGAUCAAGCAAUCAAGACCAUUCGAAGGGACACUGCUUUAAACGCUGGCAGAGCAAUACAGACCAACUACAACGAAACCAUCUUUUGGCCAAUCAUCCUUAAAUGCGCCGCUCUGAUCGAUCCUGCAACACUGCCCCCCGCGAAAGGCCCGAUCGAUGGAUUUUCAAUGGCGGAAAAAGCUGCUACAAGGAGAUUCAUGGAGGACAUCGGGCAUAGCUUGGGCCCCGAGAAUCAGCGACAAUAUCGUACAUUCUGGAAGAAUAUAUAUGAAAUGCGUGAGGCUGGCGCUCACAAAAUUCUUCUUUACCGCUCGAAAGAAUUCGACAGCUUUUGCAGAAGCUAUUCCAAAACAGCGGAAAUCUCACUUGUGAACAAAGUUUUAGAGUGGGAAAAGCAGUAUCACCCUCACAUCGAGCAAUUAGAAACGCAGAUCUUAUCACUGAGCACAGGUGACUUGAAACGGUGCGCCGCGGAGUCUGUUUGUGCCGAUAAUCUAGGCAUUAGACACGGCGAUGAAUUGGUGUAUGAAGGUGGGACCGAUAAGUCCGCAUUCGUCACCCUUUUGCCCAAAGACAACGGGUCUUUAUUUGUCUCGUCUAUUGUACCCAUUUGCGAAGGAGACUUCUUAGGCAUAUUUGCUGGCACAAUCCGUUUCUCGGAGGAGUUUAGUGAAACUCAUGGUAUCUCCGGUCCCACCAGGAGACUUUGGCUUGACUAUUCUCAGGUCACAGGGGUACUGAACCAGAUGCAUGUAUCUGAGCCCGGUGGCAAUGCAAACGUGUGCCUUCUCUGGGAGGCAUUCUGUGGCAACGUUGAGACACAGUCUUGCAUUUCCUGGCAAGUCUCUGUCAAAGCCACCAAACAAAUCAUGCCGUUUGAUCCUAUCAUUCGUGCAGCUGCUCAGCAAGAGCAAUUCGAUCUGCAUAUGUCACCUGACAAUGCCCAAAAAGGCUUUCUCGGAAAUUGUAUCAACUCAUAA